AUGACGUUCAGUUCAUCAGUCAGCCCAAGAAUUCUCGGCAGCAGAGGCACAACCGACGCAGACCAGCCACCACAUCCAGCAGUCCGACUCAGGAAGGGCCUCAUCAACAGCGGUACUGCUUACAGGAAGACCAAGGCUACACUCUACAGCCUACAGGAUGCUGAAGAAUUCUACGUGCUCAGCAACUACAUCAACAAAUCCAAGGCCUCGAAGCGGUACUGGCUUGCAUUCCUGAGCGCUCCGUACACCAAAGAGGACGAGAAGGUAUAUAACUCUGGGUGGUCUGUCGAGAUCGCGAUCCCGAAGAAGGCUCAACCUGAAGCCGGCGAGCAUGGCGAGGGAACACUUCCCGCUCCCUGGGAGGAAAGUAGGCCGGCUUUCGAUACCAUACCAAAACCAAAAAGGUUCAAUUUUCUCCACUCGCAUGGUAUGAAGUUGAGCCUAUCGUCCAUCGGCUGGGAGACGACCCCUCGGCCGGUCGACCACCUCCUAACGGGCAUCCGCAAUUCCUCGCCGCCAAAAAGACGACGGUUGACGAAGCGGCGAGUGAGGCAUGAGGAUCGAUCCGUCAGGUCGGCAGUUAUCAAAGUCCGGGACCAUCUACGCCCUAAACGAAUGGUCAAGGGUAUUCGAGGCGUCCUAGUAGACGACCUCUUCUGGUUUCAGGAAGAGUUGGGCAUCGAGACAUCAGACUCAAUGCAAUUCCUUUACGACCGCGAGUGGCUCCAGUAUCGAGAGGCCGCCUCCAUCAGCCUCCCCUCACGGGCCUGA
Molecule: messenger RNA, 771 nt
Organism: Fusarium fujikuroi IMI 58289
Lineage: Eukaryota; Fungi; Ascomycota; Sordariomycetes; Hypocreales; Nectriaceae
Exons: 2
Coding region: 1-771 (256 amino acids)
Source: RefSeq, a predicted model, not a curated record